Molecule: messenger RNA, 4133 nt
Organism: Electrophorus electricus (electric eel)
Lineage: Eukaryota; Metazoa; Chordata; Actinopteri; Gymnotiformes; Gymnotidae
Product: kinesin-like protein KIFC3
Biological process (GO): microtubule-based movement
Cellular component (GO): microtubule cytoskeleton
Molecular function (GO): microtubule binding; microtubule motor activity; ATP binding
Source: RefSeq, a predicted model, not a curated record
GCGCGAGCAGAGCAGGGGGCGUCUCGACAGAGCCAGAGCGUGUGUUUCCGAGACUGUCCUGGAGUAAAAGGCGCGUCUGUGGAGAUGUAUGCCUUCUACUCACUGCUGGUCUACAUCUUCUAUACUGUCUUCAGGAAGGAGGGGGAGGCUGUGCUUGAGGGGGCGUGUGGAGCGCCCCCCGAGGAGCCUGGCCAUGUUUCCAUGGAAACAAGGAGUGAGAGGGAAGGUGGCCACACCUCCAGGUUGGGGAAAAAAGAGUGCGACAGAGUCAGCGACACAUGCAGCAACAGCAGCGACAGCGAUGGGCUGUCUCUCAGCGAAGAGGAUGAUGAUAUUGACGAAGGUCAUGCGAUCCCUACCAUGACCCCACUUGCAGCGUUCCUCUCCUUCAAACAGGAGACCGAGAAGAAGAGAGCUUCCAGUGGCCACACGGAGACGGGUGAAAAGGCGCCUGAGUCUCCACUGGUGGCGGUGAUGUCGCACCUGCUGAGCUUCUUGGAGCAGUACUCGCACCUGCAGCAGCUGCAGCAGCAGGCGUCGCAGUAUCGCACGCAGCUACGCCUCCACCGCGCCCGCCACCGCCGCAAGAUGAAGGCCCUGCGCACCUCGUACCGCCAGCGCCUCCGCGACAAGGCCAGCGUCAUCAGCAGCCUGGAGGAGGCCGUGGAGUUGCAGCAGAGCCCGUCACCCGACGGCCACGAGUCCCCAGCAGGGAUGCACAAGCUGGUGCAGUCUCUGUGUGGCCUACAGGGAGAGCGGAGUCAGCUCCGGGGAGAACUGCGUCUCCUUCACGCCCAGCUGGAGCAGAGAGAGCAUGACCGCCAUUCCAAAGUUCAGGCCUUCCAACAGCAGAUCGAUGAACUGAAGAGCUGCAUUGAAGAGAGAGAGGAGGAGCUGUCCAGGCUCCGGAUCGCAUCGGGAGUGACGGACUCGGAGAAGCGUGUGCUGGGCCUGUCGGUGGAGAACGAGAGCCUGAAGCACAGCCUGGCCGUGACCCAGGGCCUCCUGCAGCAGCUGUCCAUCAUUCCGUCACAGUCCAGCUCGGUGCUCAUCAAGGAGAACGAGAACCUGCGCAGCCGCGUGCUGCAGCUAGAGGGCGCCCUGCAGCAGCGGUCUGAGCAGGUCCAGCGCCUGGAGCAGCGGAGCGAGCAGGAUGAGUGGCGCCGCGGGGAGGAGCUGAAGAGCCGUGACGAGAGAGUGCGCCACCUCCAGCUGGAGCUGGACAAGGAGCGCAGCAAGGAGCCCGCGGUGAAGUAUGUCACGCGAACAGUGGAAGUGGAGUCGCCCGCAACUCUCAGGCAGCUGGCAGAGGCCCGACAGAUGAGUGAGCACCUGAGCGAGAGGCUGAGCGGACAGAGCGAACGCUGCAGACAGCUGGAGGAGAACCUCCGGCGCUCGGACCAAGUCAGCUGUAACCUCCAGCACAAGAUCGCCGCGUACGAGAGAGAGAUCGGGACUCUGCAGGCAGAGCUGCUGAAGGAAAUCAGCCAUCUAGAGGAGAAGAAAGACGAGGCUGUGAGGGCGGCUUCCAGCUGCUCGCAGGAGCACCUGCAGGACCAGUUCAUGAGCCUCCAGCGGCGCCUGAACGCUCUCCCUCCCACCCUUCGCUCGAUGAAGACGGACUACGCCAGCCUGAGGAGCCAGGUCCGCAGUUUCUCUGAGUUCUACGGCGCAUCCAUCAAAGAGGCCAAGAAACAGAUUUCUGCAGCAAUAACAGAAAUGUCAGAGGCCAACAAGGACCUUCUGGAGAAAUACAGGAAGGAGGUUGCUCUUCGCCGGAAAUACCAUGAGCAGUUGGUAGAGUUGAAAGGCAAUAUUCGUGUCCUGUGCCGUGUCAAGCCAGUCCUAAAAGAGGACCAGGAUGAGGAAGGUCAGGCUGUCGUCGUGACCACAGACGUACACAAUGAAUCUGCCCUCACAGUUCUGAAUAAAGGAAAAGCAAAGACAUUUGAACUGGACAAAGUGUUUCAUCCUCAGGCGACACAAGAGGAGGUGUUUCAGGAAAUUGAGCCUCUGAUCACAUCAUGCAUAGAUGGAUAUCAUGUAUGCAUCUUCGCUUAUGGGCAGACAGGCUCAGGGAAGACCUACACCAUGGAGGGUACUGUGGAGAAUCCAGGCAUCAACCAACGAGCCCUGAAGCACCUCUUCCAUGAGAUUGAGGAACGGAAGGACAUGUGGACCUACACUGUCACUGUCAGUUCAAUGGAAAUCUACAAUGAGGUUCUCAGAGAUCUGCUGAGUAAAGACGGGGAGAAGCUGGACAUCAAAAUGAACCCUGAUGGCACCGGGCAGCUACAUGUCCCUGGACUCAGGAUCAUGGAGGUCAAGAGCUUUCAGCAUAUCAAAAAAAUUUUGGCCACAGCACGCAGAAACAGAAUCACAUUUGGGACGCAGAUGAACCAGCACAGCUCUCGCUCGCAUGCUCUGCUCACCGUGACAGUGCAGGGAACAGAUCUUGCUUCUGGUGCCACGUCUUCCGGUAAGCUGAACCUGGUGGACCUGGCAGGUUCAGAGCGCGUGUGGAAGUCUGGGGCAGAGGGCGAGCGGCUGAAGGAGGCACAGAACAUCAACCGCUCUUUGCUGGCACUGGGAGACGUGAUCCAGGCCCUGAGGGGCCAUCAGACUCACAUCCCGUUCAGGAACUCGCGCCUCACCUACCUGCUGCAGGACUCUCUGGGGAAGGGCAACAAGACUGCCAUGGUAGUCCAGGUUUCCUCUCUGGAGAGGAACUCUGGAGAGACUCUGUGUUCGCUGAAGUUUGCGCAGCGUGUGUGCAAAGUGGAGCUGGGACCCGCUGCACGCAAGCUAGAGAGUAGCAGCCAUUGCGAACACUCCUCCUAAGGGCUACGGUUCGGGAUGCUGCAAUAGUACCGUCUGGGUUGUCAGCGAUGAAGAACAAGCAUCUCGCCAGUUGACCCCAUGAACGGCAAUCGCCUCCACAGGCUGACCUGCAUGUCUGAGUCCUCACCUGACCCACUAUAUGCCAUGGCCAGAUUACCUCUGCCUUGCUGCAAUCUUACUAUUUCCUAUUGAGAUAGCUUCCCAAUAAAGCAGGAAGGUUUUUCUUGAAUACCUCACGUAAAUGCACAUUACACAUGGCUCCACAAAAGAAAAAAAAAAUUGAGUUCAUCCUCUAUAAACAACAUAUCUUUGUUUUCAACACAAACACGUCCCUUUAACUGAGAAUAUAAAAACAUGUUUAAGUAGCAGCUUCUUCAACUGUCUAAUGGCACCAACCCAGCAUUUGCAAGCAGUUGUCGCUCCAUUAAACCCGUUAAUCUGGUUAAAGCUAAAGUUUAAAGCCUCCACUACACUACACACCACAUGCAACAACACCAUGUUACUAGGAAACUGAGGGGCCCAAGGAAGCGCAUUGACUGCCAUACGCUGUAAAUAUUCCACAUCAAAUACCUCCAUAACUAUUUUACUGUACUUACUCAUUUAAUGUGCUGUCAGGGAAAUCUAAAUGUCAGUUAGCUAUUUAAUAGUAUAUAAUCAGGUACAUUUAAGUAGUUUAAAAUUCCAUCCUCUUGUUUCUCAUUUAUAAUUUUGUGUUGUUAAAUUUGUGCAAGACACAUAAUAUUAAAUGUGACAUUGGAAGGGUGAUAUUUCUGCCUUGAAUUUCCAGUUUUGUAUCAUUAACCAUUUUGAUUCUUGUAAUAGAUCUGAAAUGCACUUUACUUUUAAGGCAAAUUUAGGUGCUUUGUUCAUAGAACUAGUGAAUAUUUUAAUCAAAAGUCUGUUGUGUCUGUGCUUUCGACAAAGUUCUUCUCAUGUAAAUGAAUAGAUAUAUUCAUCCUGAUUACAAGAUGGAACCUGAAUGGAAAGUGAAGACAUGCCCUCAUUACACUGUUAUAUUCUGUUCCACCACAACCUUGGUGGAGAACAAAAAUUAAAUAAAAUCUCUAAUUCAGUUUAUUCUGUACUCCAAGUUUAGGAAUAAAAAAUAAAAGUCAUUACUACCAUUAGGUUAUUAUUGUCUUUUAAGAUAUAAAAUGCAGUUUCCUCAUUUAGAUACAAGUAUUGUUCUUGACAUUCUUACAGAUUUGGAGACUCCCUGUAAUGUUUGUCUUCGGAACUUUCCAGUCUGCUUGUAUAUCAAUGACAGCAGGAAAUAAAACCAGAUAAUGUGG